Amblyraja radiata (thorny skate) is the source of this 2725-nucleotide messenger RNA. It is a transcript of the gene gtf3c6, whose product is annotated as general transcription factor IIIC, polypeptide 6, alpha. The transcript has 6 exons. Lineage: Eukaryota; Metazoa; Chordata; Chondrichthyes; Rajiformes; Rajidae. The coding region runs from base 52 to 750 and encodes 232 amino acids. Gene Ontology annotation, biological process: transcription by RNA polymerase III. Gene Ontology annotation, cellular component: transcription factor TFIIIC complex. The record is from RefSeq and is a predicted model, not a curated record.
UGGAGGAAUAGCUCGGUAUUUGAUUGGUCGCGCUGGAGGAAUAGAAGCAAGAUGGCGGCGCAGGUCGCUGGGAAGGCGCCGCCGCCGGGGGAGGACGUCGACUGGGAAGAGGAGGAACAACUGGUGGUAGUGGAACUGUCAGGGAUUAUCGACCCAGAUUUCCUUUUGAAGUGUAGGAAUGAAUGCAAAAUUGUGGGUAUAGAUACUGAGCAGCCUAUCAUGCAGGUGGACAGAUGUGUUUUUGCUGGAGAGUAUGAAGAUGUCCUGGGAACAUGUGUGAUAUUUGAAGAGACUUUUGCGCCAGAUUCAGAUAUAGAGGAUAAACUGUUGCUCCAGUACAAAUAUCACACAGUAAAAAAGUUGCUGAUGAAGCGAACCUUCUUGAGUGAGAAGAAGGAAGGAGAGGAGAACACAGGGAGGAUAGAGUACUUGAAGAUCAAGGAGAAUGAUUUCACACGUAGAGGCGGUUUGAUCUGCAGCUUUGUUCCAAACCGCAGCAGCUUGGUGGACGCUAGGGACAGGGUGAUAUCUGAAGAGGGUCUUGAUUUGAUGACGAUGCAGGAUAAUGAGCCUAACGUUAGCUCGGGCUCGGAGCCUGAGGUUAGUGACCUGGAGAAUGGAGGCACAAGUCAAGAACUGAAUCGCCUCGUGGAUGAAAAUCCCAGUGGAGGGAAUGUGUCUACAUCUGAUGCUGAGGAUGGUGUAAUGGAACUUGUAAAUCAGAGUUCGGAGGAACCUGACGUAAAGUGAAUGCCUGCAUUGUUGGCUGCAAUUCUACUGAGAGUACUGUUGACAACCAUUCCUUUCUGUCUCCUUAUGCCUGCCCUAUUGAUGGCAAAGGCUUUGAAAAUCAGGUGGAUAAACAGCCACAGUUUCUGGAUUUUGGUUGCCUUUGUCCAGUUCACAGAUGCCCAUACAUUAUACACAUGAGCAGGAGUGUGAUGACUGAGAUAAAGAUGGCACAAGAGACUUAAAUACUUUUUUAUUUAAUGUAUUUUAUAAUCAGGGUGAGCGUACUUUGAACAGUGCUGGUGAAUGGCUCUAUCUGUGUUUUGGGAAUACUUUUAAAUUGUCUUUGUCUUUGAAAUUUGACAAAGCUUUUUUUAUAUGAACCAUUCAACCAUGGAGGUGCAUGGACAUUUUCUCCCUUCAAAUUCCUCUCAAACUCAUGUUGGGUUUAACCUCUUCUCGGAGAACGGUUUGGUGUGAUUAAAUCAUCCAGCUGUCCCCUGCCUUGUUUUAAUGUACAUCAGAGGCCUCUGCUGCUCCUAUCAACUGCCAUUAUCUAGGAUUGCCCAAAAUGCCCCAGUCUUUUUCCCCCUCAUGUCCCAACAUCCUUUAUCUGUGUUCAUUAAGGAAGCACGGCUAUGUGAAGGCUAGAAACAAGGAACCGCGGAUGCUGGUUUACCAAUGAAAGACAUGAAAUGCUGGAGUAAUGUAGUGGGUCAGGCAGCAUGCCUGGAGAAUGUGGAAAACUAGCGGUGCUAGUUCUAUUUCAAUACGUUGGAACUAUAGACAUCUGCGGAAAAUGUUGAAGAAUCUUUAUACAUUUUGUGGGUAGGAGUUUUAUCCAGUCCAGCAUUUCACUCUGGCACCUGCUGAAUUUUGGAGCCUGCUGUGCUUCGGUGAUCUCCUGGUACUGCUCCUGCCCUAUAGUUGGAUUCUGCCUCCGGCAGCAAACACAUUGGCAGCUUGAGAACUGAUAAUGUAAUAGGAGUAGCUAUGAGGCAGCAUUGAAUGUUGAAAGGACGAUUGAUUGUUGGAGAGCAGAAAUGAAUGCAAUGCCUUGUUAACAGUUUAAAUUCUGGCAGUCCCUGUGAUGCUGGAUCACCAUUCUGAUGCGCUUGAAUAUACAUACAGAAAAAACUCUCGAUACUGGUAUCUAAUUGUUCAGAAAGUGUGUAGGAAGGAACUACAGAUGCUGGUUGACACUGAAGAUAGACACAAAAUGCUGGAGUAACUCAGCGGGACCGGCAGCAUCUCUGGAUAGAAGGAAUGGAUGAAAUUUCAGGUCGAGACCCUUCUUCACAUUGAGAGGGAGGAGGGAGACCCAGAUCUGGAAGGGUAAGGUGUGAAAUGAGAUAUUAAAGGGGAGAAAGUUCAAGGAAAAUUAGAAUAGAUCAUUGUUAGUUAAGGGAAGGUGACAACGAGGCACAUAAAGAUAAAAUGUAAUCGGGAGGACAAUCAGACUGGUGGGUGAAGUAGGAUGGGGAGGGAUUGAGAGAGAGAGAGAGAGAGGAUAGCAAGGGUUACAUGGAGGUAGUGGAAUCAAUAUUCAUACCACUGGGUUGUAAGCUGCCCAAGUGAAAUAUGAGGUGCUGCUCCUCAUGUGAUGGUCUAGUGUCUGACCUGCUCAUAAGUCCUGCAUGUGAUUCAGGAGUUCAGAGUGUAAGCCAAUUGUUCAACCAGAGCCGAUGAUCCAGACUACUGCUGGGGUUGGAAUCUGGGCAGAGGGGCUGGGUGUAUUACUGGAGCCUGUUGGGAUUCAGAACACUAGUUGACAGGAAUGUUUGCAGUCAGAGCCAGGGUCCUGAGUACAUGUAUAUUUACUGUUUCCCAUGAAGUCAUUUGGUUUGCUGUAGAAUAUUAUACUACUGUGUGACAUGUUUUUCAAAGAAGUAAAAUGAAAGUUAAUUUUUUGUUACUCACAUCCUAUGUUUUUGAUAAUCUAAGAUCAUUCAGAGCUGGUAUCAAAGAAUAAAAAAUCAAGCUUGCUUUUGUGCAA